Lachancea sp. 'fantastica' is the source of this 261-nucleotide messenger RNA. The record is from the annotation of a GenBank genome assembly. NCBI's taxonomy places the organism in Eukaryota, Fungi, Ascomycota, Saccharomycetes, Saccharomycetales, Saccharomycetaceae.
AUGCCCAGAGUCAAAUUUUUUGAUGUGGCAGCGUUUGGUUUGGUGAGUUUUGUAGGCAUCUACACGGGAACGCAGUUUUUCGAGCCGAUCAUAAUCGACAGAUUGAGAAAAGACGGCAAUUUGAGAACAGAUGUUGAGAUUCCACAGUAUGAUGAGGAGGGGAAUCCCCUUGCGCCAAAAUCGAUGCUCGAUUUGAGAGAGGAAAUGGAGAAAAUUCAGCAACAGCAGCAGCAGCAACAGCAGCAGAAAUCAGAAAAGUGA